Molecule: messenger RNA, 480 nt
Organism: Suillus clintonianus
Lineage: Eukaryota; Fungi; Basidiomycota; Agaricomycetes; Boletales; Suillaceae
Exons: 1
Coding region: 1-480 (159 amino acids)
Source: RefSeq, a predicted model, not a curated record
AUGCUAAAAAUAGCAAAAAAAUACAAUGUCAGUUUCGCUCCAAUCAAACUCUCAAAAAAUCUGAAAAAACAACUACCUGCGUGGUGCCAUCUAGGAGCCCCGCCAAAGACCUAUAAUAAACAAAGAGAUACAUGCCUACAAAACAACCAUAAGGCCCAAAAAAUUAAACACCUGAUCAAAAUAAGCAAAAAAAUCUCACCAAACAAUAACGAGACAACCAAUGACAAUAAGAAACACUACCCCCGGAGGAACUGCGCCUGCAAAUACUGUAUAAAAGACAGAAUGAAAGGCUGCGAAAACCCUCACAAAUGCGCAACAAUAGCAAAAGAGAUCCUAAAUAAAAUAAAUCCAAAACUAAACACCAAAAUGAAACCAAAAAAAGACGGACUAUCACUCACCCAUAACAGGAAAGAAAAAAACCAACAAGCGCACGAAAGGAGAAGGGGCGAGAUCAUCUUUGACCCCACAAUAACAACCUGA